GUUGACCUGCGCCUUAGCUUGGCGCCUGUGUUUCAUAUUGUCAUUUGUGUCUAUGACAUUAGAAAUGAGCCAGCCUGAAAGAGGAACGAUUGUUGAAGGUAUAGGGGAUGAGUUCUUUCAAAUCCUUGGUUUAAUCAUCGUAGUUGCAGUGCCUUUUUUAGUCGCCUAUCGAAACAGGUUAAGAUCAAUUGCGACAGGGGCUAUACACCCUGAGAGUGAAGCCCAUGUCCAGCAUACACGCACCCAGCUCCGCUAUGGCAGACCCAAUGCUGAUGACCAUGCUGCAUCAGCCAAUGGGCAAGCUACGGGGGAGUCAAACGGUCAACAAAACGGUGAGGGGCAGAGCAGCGAUGGACGGCAUGGCAUGAGUGCCCAGCCAUAUAACGGAGAUCGACCUUGCCCUAUUUGCCUUGAUGAGAAAGAAUGUGCAGCUGAGACGAACUGUGGACAUGUGUUUUGUGGUAACUGUUUAAUUGCAUACUGGAGACACGGUACAUGGCUUGGUGCUAUAAGCUGCCCUGUGUGUAGACAAAUGGUAACAAUCAUCCUACCAGUCUUCCAAGAAGAUGAACAGAAUAGCGGUGAUGGGGGAAGAAUUAUGGCCGAAAUCAGGGACUAUAAUCGAAGAUUCUCAGGAGAGCCCAGACCGUUUAUGGACUACAUCUAUGAUCUUCCAACCCUGCUACGUCAUACGGCCCGUGACUUCUUCUCGCUCCACGGGAUCGUCUGGAUGUUCCGUCUGAGGAUCGUCUUCUGCUUCGCGGCGGCCCUCCUGUACCUUAUCUCCCCUCUGGACAUCAUUCCCGAGGCUGUCUUUGGAUUUUUUGGAUUCUUUGACGACAUCUUUGUGGUCCUUAUCUUGGCUAUCUAUGUCACGGGCAUAUACAGGGGCAUCGUGGCACAGAGGAUGGAAUAGAGGCGAUGUCAAAGGUCAUGAAUUCUGCACGAUGCACUGCUUAGCGUUGUGACGUUUGAAGGAACUUCUGGUGAGACCUGAAGGUUUAAGGGAGUGUAGCAUGACGAGACUACAUGUCUUUCUAGUGGCCUGACUCCAGGCCAAUCCGGUAUAAUACGACCACGGACAAAGCAACCGCAGCAAUCACAUGCAUUCAACAUACGCGAAACCGAAGCGUCCAUAUAGAGAUUAAGUCGCUGACUACUGUUAAUAUGCAGUUGUCCAAAAGAAGACGUAGAUAACCAGUAUUUGCCAAGCUACACUCCAUUUAAAGGAAGGCAGAUGGAAUGAGUGGACCCAAUAUUCUUCAGGAUACUCUAGGCCUAUGUAGUAGCCAGGGUCCUUGCCUGUAUGUAACACACUGGUUCUACAAAACUUCUUCCGUCGACACUUGCUAUGCUUUCAACAACCCACACUCAUCAAAUUCCUGCCUUCAACCCUUGAUCAAACACUAUACCUGAUCUUAUCUCUGAAGACCUGAAACCUGAUUGCAUAAAGUACAGGCUGGAGCAAUGAUCGUGUCAAACUUGGUGAUAAUACCAGGCAUGGGAGACUCCAAACAGAGAAAUGACAAAAGAUACUUGACAAGUUGAUAUACAGUUAACAGCUAAAUUAUUCAUACCCUUACCAAGUUUACAUAAAGGAAAUGGGGCACUAACAAGGAAUACAGCACUUAUUAGAAAGAAAAAGGGGCACUUAUCAGAGGUUUAAAAAAGGACCAGCCCGCACCUGAGAAAGGGCACUUAUUAAGAAAGGGUAAGGGGCAUUUAUUACAAAGGAAAAGGGGCACUUGUUGAUGUAAAAAAGGUACUUAUCAGAAAGUGCUAAGGUUCACUUAUUAGAAAGAAAAGGGGGCACUUUGGGGAUACUUGAAAUAGUAGGGGCACUGUGCCUCAGCACCCCCUCCCCUCCUCCAUGAGUGCUGCCUCUGGCUUGUUCGUAAUAAAAGAAAGGGACAAUUUGUGGGAAAUAGUAAGUGAUAGGUUGAAAGAUGAGCAGCAGUCAAGGAGACACA
This is a messenger RNA of Strongylocentrotus purpuratus (purple sea urchin), 1970 nucleotides long. RefSeq names its product E3 ubiquitin-protein ligase RNF170-like. Gene Ontology annotation, molecular function: metal ion binding; ubiquitin protein ligase activity. The coding region runs from base 53 to 916 and encodes 287 amino acids. The transcript has 5 exons. NCBI's taxonomy places the organism in Eukaryota, Metazoa, Echinodermata, Echinoidea, Camarodonta, Strongylocentrotidae. The record is from RefSeq and is a predicted model, not a curated record.